Fusarium venenatum is the source of this 1290-nucleotide messenger RNA. Its product is annotated as TLC domain-containing protein. The record is from RefSeq and is a predicted model, not a curated record. Lineage: Eukaryota; Fungi; Ascomycota; Sordariomycetes; Hypocreales; Nectriaceae. Gene Ontology annotation, cellular component: membrane. Gene Ontology annotation, molecular function: sphingosine N-acyltransferase activity. Gene Ontology annotation, biological process: ceramide biosynthetic process.
AUGGCUACCAAACUUCACUCAUCAAGACAUCACGGAAAUAAAUACAAGCGAUCAGACCACUUCUCGCUGAAGAAAUGGCUUAUUGAUAAUCAAAUGGGCAUAUGCCUCACUUUGCUCGCCCCGUUACUGCUUGCCCAAUGUAACGCCGUCACGCGUGCUUUUACGGAAAAAUUCACAUCGCUAUCUUAUUUGAACCCCGAAACAGGGGAAUAUGGCGUCGGCUUUGGCGACAAUUAUUUGGUGGUAGUCCUGAUCGUUCUCUUAACUGGUCUUCGCGAUGGGACGAUGCGCUUCGUUCUGGGGCCGAUUGCCUCAGCAUGGGGUUUGGGCAAAGACAAGUCAAUGAGGUUCAAAGAGCAGGCGUGGUUAUUUAUCUACUAUUCCACAUGUUGGUCUGUGGGCACUUAUAUUUAUGCUACAUCUCCAUAUUGGCUGGAUCUCAAGGCUAUGUGGACGAAUUGGCCCAAUCGCGAGGUCUCAGGCCUUAUGAAAUCUUAUAUGCUAGCUCAACUCGCUUUCUGGCUGCAGCAGAUAAUCGUCGUUAACAUUGAGAAACGUCGAAAGGAUUACUGGCAGAUGAUCUCUCAUCACAUUGUCACCAUCGCUCUAGUGUACAGCUCGUACCGUUACGGCCUCACCCGCGUUGGUAAUGUGGUGUUGAUAUUGAUGGAUCUCAAUGAUCUGAUAUUCUCAGUGGCCAAGUGCCUGAAGUACAUGGGACUUCAAACCUUGUGCGAUAUCAUGUUUGGUGUGUUUGUUGUCAGCUGGGUGCUUUGCCGGCACGUUGCAUUUGUUAUGGUUUGCUGGUCUGUCUACGCCCAUAGCUUGGCCAUUGCAGGUUCAACGUGUUACAUUGGCUCAGGAAAAAAUAUUGACGGUCCUAGACUUGUGCCACAAGGGUAUUUUUACAUGUUUGAGCCACUGAUAUACGACUCUGGGCGGAUCUGCUACGACUACACCAUCAAGUCACUCUUCCUUAGCGGUCUAUUAUUCUUGGAGGGUUUGAUGAUUUUCUGGCUUGUUAUGAUUAUCAAGUUGGUCGUCAGAGUUCUCCGUGGUGGAAAUGCAGAGGACACGCGCAGCGACGAUGAAGGAGAGGCCGAGGAACAAGAGAUCAUGGCACCUAUACAAGUUGUGGUUGAUACGGAGAAGUUUGAAUGUCCAUUGCGUUUUUCAUCCAGUGGAAGAGGCACAUCGUGUGUUUUCCAGACAACAAGUGGUUUGACGAUUGGGCAGGAAAAGAAAAACUAUUUAGGUCGAAUCGGCUGCGAGCAGAGGAUAUCACGUUGA